Penicillium coprophilum is the source of this 795-nucleotide messenger RNA. Its product is annotated as putative cyclin-dependent protein kinase complex component. Gene Ontology annotation, cellular component: nucleus; cyclin-dependent protein kinase holoenzyme complex. Gene Ontology annotation, molecular function: cyclin-dependent protein serine/threonine kinase regulator activity; protein kinase binding. The record is from RefSeq and is a predicted model, not a curated record. Gene Ontology annotation, biological process: regulation of cyclin-dependent protein serine/threonine kinase activity. Lineage: Eukaryota; Fungi; Ascomycota; Eurotiomycetes; Eurotiales; Aspergillaceae. The coding region runs from base 1 to 795 and encodes 264 amino acids. The transcript has a single exon.
AUGGCCACUUCCGUGACACAAACUACAACCAUGUCCAUGUCCCAAGACACAGAUCCCAACCCCAACUCAAACUCUGUGUCAACGAUGUUGAAACUCGGCUCGCCGCUGGAUAAUAUUGAUCGUCACCAACCCGACCAUCCUGAUUCGUCGCCGACCCCCGCCGUGUUUGAUAUUUCGCCCGAGGCUGCAUUACACUUGCUUUGUUUGAAUAUUGAGCGGCUAGGCGCUUACUUCGCUCAAGAAUCUGCCGGCACUGAUGAGCUGCAUGCGCAUGGGUCCAAACCUCGGGACCAUCACGACACCCCUGCUGAGGAUGAGCUCAAGGUGAAAUCUGUCGGGUUGCAUGUUAAGAACUCGAGUGGUUCGGUUGAUCCUGCGAGGGCGACAGAAGAGGCCAUUCAAAUGGCGAUCUUGGCGAAGAAAUUUUUAUCGAAGAAAGUGCCGCCAAUUCCGUUGAACGAGUAUCUGCUCCGUUUGCAUAGAUAUUGUCCCAUGUCCACAGCGGUCUAUCUCGCAGCUAGCGUGUAUAUAUCGAAGAUGACGCUAGUCGAGAACGUGUUGAGAGUUUUGCCGAAGAAUAUGCAUAGGCUUGUGCUUGCUGGUGUUUGGGUUGCUUCGAAGGCUCUGGAGGACUUGAGCUAUCCGCAUAGUCGGGUUGCGAAGGUCGGUGGAGUCAGCGAGCAGGAACUGUCAAAACUCGAAAUCAGCUUUUGUUUCUUGGCCGACUUUGAGCUACGUGUGGAUGCCCAAAUGUUGAUGAACGAAGCCUUGCGCCCUCAGAAUAACCUGGGAUAA